This is a messenger RNA of Angiostrongylus costaricensis, 1773 nucleotides long. The record is from the annotation of a GenBank genome assembly. NCBI's taxonomy places the organism in Eukaryota, Metazoa, Nematoda, Chromadorea, Rhabditida, Metastrongylidae.
AUGGCGGAUGUCGAAAUGGAGCAAAUGAAAGCCGAUUCCAAGGAAGAGGUUGUGGAGGAAAAUGCAAAUGGAACCGUGGAAAAGGUUGAGACGAAAACUGAGUCGGAUUACGCAGAAAACGAGACAUACAAGAAGUUGAUCUCCCAGCAGAUGAAACAGUCAGUUGCUGAAGCGAUGAUGAAACUCUUUGAUUCCGGCUACAUGGCUGCUGAAGAUGUCGACGAACGAGCAGUUGAAAUGAUGAACUCAUUUCCGGAAGAUCAAGCUCGUUACGUGGUGGAACAACUCAAGGAAUCCAGGCUCUUUGGAGUACAAAACAAAGCACAAUAUCUGAUGUCACUUAUGCGCAACUUUCGCGACCGUAUUCGUAACCAAGGGCCACAGUCAGUUAUGGCCGGAAAGCUUAUUACCGGACCCGAUCCGGAGAAAAUGGCGGAGAUUUUGAAAAGGACUGGGUAUACACUUGAAAUCACCGUUGGACAACGAAAAUAUGGUGGCCCCUGCCCGGGUUGGGACGGUCCCCCCACUGGACCUGCUGGGCAAGGGCACGAGGUUUACGUGGGUCAUAUACCCCACGAAUUGUUCGAGGAUUCCAUUGUGCCUUUGUUCGAAACAUGUGGCAAAAUCUGGGAUUUGCGUUUGAUGAUGGAUCCGAUGACUGGGAAGAAUAGAGGAUACGCCUUUCUAACAUUCUGCGAAAAAGCCUCUGCUGCUGAAGCGGCGAAAAAGUAUGAUGGACACGAAAUUUUGCCUGGAAAAGCUCUGAAAGUGAACGUCUCUGUCGCAAACACACGUCUGUUCCUGGGAAACAUCCCCAAGUCGAAAACUAAAGCCGAAAUUCUUGAGGAGCUCAAAAAGCACGCAGAGGGUGUAACUGACGUCAUUGUGUACACUAUUCCUGACGCGACAGAACGACACAAAAACAGAGGUUUCUGCUUUGUCGAUUUUGCUGAUCACAAGACUGCUUCGGAUGCUAAGAGAAAAAUACAGCAACAUAAGGUCCGACCGUUUAACAGUGAACUCGUCGUUGAUUGGGCUGAACAGCAAGAUGAACCGGAUGAGGAAACAAUGAACAAGGUGAAAGUACUUUACGUCCGGAAUCUAAAAGAAUGUGUCUCUGAGGACAAAUUGAAAGAGAUCUUUGGUACAUUUGGAGAAAUAGAACGCAUCAAGAAGAUUAAGGACUAUGCAUUCGUGCAUUUCAAAGAACGCGAUCCCUGUGUGAAGGCAUUGGAAGAGUGGAAUGGCAAGGAGUUAGAAGGAGUCGUGAUAGACUGUUCCUUGGCCAAGCCUCAAACAGAAAAAAAGAAGAAACCAAUACGAGGUCGCGGAAUGGGUAUGGGCAUGGGUUAUGGUGGCGGCCCAGGUGGAUUUGGUGGUGGACGUGGACGAGCUAACAAUAUGUAUCCGAAUAUGGGUUACGACGAUUACGGUUAUGGUGGAGGAUACGGUAUGGGAGGUGGUUACGGAGACUAUGGUGGCGGCUAUGGGAUGGGUCCAGGUGGUUACGGUGGCGGAUAUGGCGAUUUUCAAGCAUGUGGAUACGGUCCACAAGGAGGUUAUGGUGGUGGUCACUUUGGUGGAGGUGGCUUUGGAGGUCGUGGCGGAGGUGGUGGAUUUCGUGGUGGACGAGGGGGUGGUCGAGGAGGAUUUUCAGGGCAUUAUUUUUCCAGACGUGGUAAACGUCCAGGCGACAGGUCUGGAGGUCCGGCCUCUAAAAGAGACAAUGGUGCGCCCGACUUUUCGGCAGAUGUAAAUAUGAGCUCAUUCUAG